AUGGCACUCAUGGCUCAUGGCAAUCUUGCUAUAUGUGUUCUGCUGGCGACCAUGCUGCACUUUGCAAACGCUGCAUGUCCAGCGCCGAUAAGCCUGCCCGUGAGCAAUGUUGACUUUUUCGGCGGCAGUUCGCGGAGGGGCAUUGCGAUAUCCAUUGGCAGUCCUGUGCAACAAUUUUCGUUUGCCAUCGAUGGGGCCCAGAACAAUUCGUGGGUCUACCGGCUAGGGGAUAAUUUCAGAGAUCUCGACACGGGCGAGUCACGCUGCAACUCCCCAGCGCAGUGUACAACUUUGAGAGGAGGUCUAUAUAACCCGAACAUAUCAUCAACUGCUCGAAUACCUACAGAUCAGGCCAUCCAGGAAGAUCUCUACUUCUCCAAUGCUGAGCAGGACGCACCCGAGGUGAUCAGCGUGUUGAAUGGCACAGCAGUUCAAGACGGCAUCCGUGUGGGAAGUACUACGAUCGAGAAGUACAUGUUUGGAAUGAUAUGGCAGAUCGUUUGGGCAUUGCAGUGGCCGCAGAACACUCUCGGUCUUGGGUCUGGCUCGACCCUGUUGAGUGCCCUCAAGAGCGCGGAACUCAUUGCAUCUUCUUCUUACGCGUAUUACAACGGAUUCAUCACCGAUAGUGACGACGACCGGGACGGUCAGAUUGUGUUUGGCGGGUAUGAUGAAGCACGUUCAACGGGUGCUAAUGUCACUCAUGCAUUAGAGCCCAGCACAGAGCAAUGUCCUACCGGUAUGUGGCUGGAUCUCCACGACCUAGUCCUCACCUUUCCGAAUGGAACAUCACCAAGUCUUCUUCAAGGAGUAACAAUAAGGGCUUGUGUGGUCCCCCAGCUGUCGGCUGUGAUGGCACUGGCGACAGAUCCGUACUGGAUACGUUUUGAAGAGUAUACGGAGACGCAAGCUGAAGGCUAUGUGGAAACAGCGAUCAAUUGGGGUACCACCACUUACGACUCGAACGAUGUUUACGAUGGCGGCUUGCGCAUCGAUCUCGGUUCUGGAGUGGUUGUCGAUAUCACGAAUGACAUGCUCGUCUCGGUUGGGAAAACCAUUGCACCAGGCGGCGGACUCUACCUAGAUGAUGAAACUUCUGCGGUGUUGAUCCAAAAUGAUGACGCUUUCAUUACACCACUCAUCGGAAGGCAGUUCUUUGCGGCAGCCCAGCUCUUCGUCGACUAUGAGGCCGGGACAUUCACCGUGUCGCCCGUCGAAGACACCACGGACAGUAAUCUGAUCGCCGUCGGCAAAGACUGUGCUGCGGCAAGCGAUGUCAAACCACCGGACGACAGCGGCGGCAACAAUGGGAACGACCAGCAAAAUCACGAAGACGGGACAGACGGCGACAAGCAUGUCAAGCCGAAAGGUCUCACCGGCGGCGAAAUUGCAGGAAUCGUCGUCGGUGUCAUCGCUGCACUCGCUAUUGUCGCCGCUAUCGCCUUCUACUUCUUCAGACGCCGCAGGCGUACCGACACAAGAGAAUCGUCGUCCAGCUUUCCGGAAGCUGUUGGUGCAUCUCCACAAGGCGCAGAGCUGCAGACGAAACCGGUCAGACAGUUAUCGAUGUCGAAGACUGCCAGGUCAUGGUUCAGGUCAUCUGAGCCGAAAGGGGACUUCAGUCCGAGUACGAGGGAAAUGCAGGGGUCCGGGUUCUAG
Messenger RNA from Saxophila tyrrhenica, 1659 nucleotides. RefSeq lists its product as uncharacterized. NCBI's taxonomy places the organism in Eukaryota, Fungi, Ascomycota, Dothideomycetes, Mycosphaerellales, Extremaceae. The transcript has 3 exons. The coding region runs from base 1 to 1659 and encodes 552 amino acids. The record is from RefSeq and is a predicted model, not a curated record.